This is a messenger RNA of Urocitellus parryii (Arctic ground squirrel), 2290 nucleotides long. It is a transcript of the gene Crispld2, whose product is annotated as cysteine rich secretory protein LCCL domain containing 2. The record is from RefSeq and is a predicted model, not a curated record. Gene Ontology annotation, cellular component: extracellular region. Lineage: Eukaryota; Metazoa; Chordata; Mammalia; Rodentia; Sciuridae.
CCGACCCGCUGCCGCCCCUCUGAGCUCUCUGCGCCCGCGCUGCCCUCUGGACACAAGAGACGAGGUGCUGAUUGGAGGCCUGCGGAGGGCACCACACCAGCUCUGCACCAGGCCCAGGCUGUCCCGUCACCAAGUUGCUGCUGCAGGGCAGAACCAUGAGUGGUGUCGCGGGUGGCCUCGCCUCCCUGGGGCUGGCACUGCUGGUCUGCGGAGCCCAAGGCUUCUUCCUGCCCAACGUCACGCAGCUGGAGAGCCUGCUCAGCAGGUACCAGCAGGCGGAGCCGCACUCCCGCGCCCGGAGGGCCAUCCCCAGGACAGACCGGGAGGAGAUCCUCAUGCUUCACAACAAGCUGCGGGGCCAGGUGCAYCCCCCGGCCUCCAACAUGGAGUACAUGACCUGGGACGAAGAGCUCGAGAGGUCAGCGGCGGCCUGGGCGGAGGAGUGCCUCUGGGAGCACGGCCCCACCAACCUGCUGGUGUCCAUCGGGCAGAACCUGGCCGUGCACUGGGGCAGGUACCGCUCUCCGGGCUUCCACGUGCAGUCCUGGUACGACGAGGUGAAGGACUACACCUACCCCUACCCCCACGAGUGCAACCCCUGGUGUCCCGAGAGGUGCUCGGGGGCCAUGUGCACCCACUACACGCAGAUGGUCUGGGCCACCACCACCAAGAUCGGCUGUGCCGUCAACACCUGCCGCAGGAUGAGCGUGUGGGGCGACAUCUGGGAGAACGCCGUCUACCUCGUCUGCAACUACUCUCCAAAGGGGAACUGGAUCGGAGAAGCCCCCUACAAGAGCGGCCGGCCCUGCUCCGAGUGCCCGCCCAGCUACGGAGGCAGCUGCAGAAACAACCUGUGCUACCGAGAGGAGACCUACGGCCAGAAACCCGAGACGGACGACAUGAACGAGGUGGAAACGGCCCCCGUCCCUGACGAGAAGCACGUCUGGGUCCAGCCGAGGGUGGUCAGACCCACGAAGCCCAAGAAAACCCCCRCGGUCAAAUACAUGACCCAGAUCAUCCGCUGUGACACCAAGAUGAAGGACAAGUGCAAGGGGUCUACGUGCAACCGGUACCAGUGCCCAGGAGGCUGCCUGAGCCACAAGGCAAAGAUCUUCGGGUCCGUGUUCUAUGAGAGCUCGUCCAGCAUUUGCCGGGCCGCCCUCCACGCCGGAGUCCUGGACGGCAAAGGAGGCCUGGUGGACAUCACCAGGAACGGGCAGGCUCCCUUCUUCGUCAAGUCUCAGAAACACGGCGUGGAGUCGCUGAGCAAAUACAAGCCCUCCAGCUCGUUCAUGGUGUCCAAAGUGACAGUGCAGGACGUGGACUGCUACACCACCGUGGCUCAGCUCUGCCCGUUUGAAAAGCCGGCCUCCCACUGCCCGAGAGUCCGCUGUCCUGCGCGCUGUAGGGACGAGCCGUCCUACUGGGCCCCCGUGGUUGGCAGCAACGUCUACGCAGAUAAGUCCAGCAUCUGCAGGACAGCYGUGCACGCCGGCGUCAUCGGGGACGAGAGCGGCGGGUACGUGGACGUGAUGCCUGUGGACCAGAAGAAGGCCUACGCAGGCUCGCUCAGGAACGGGGUGCAGUCUGAGAGCCUGAGCUCGCCCGGGGACGGGAAGGCCUUCCGGAUCUUUGCCGUCAGGCAGUGACCGCUCACCACCGGGACACGGGCGUCUGCAGCAGGGCUUCGCGGUUUUCCUUUGGUUUUGACUUUGUCGUCUGGGGUCGGGUGGGGUGGGGGUGCCGAGAGUCGGGGAGCUUCUGUGGAUGGCCCUGGCCAGGGUGACUUGGGCCCCCUCCUCUGGAGCCAGGCCUCCCGGGCUGUCUGCUCAGCACUCAGGCCUGGGCCUCCGCUGGGGCCUCUCCCCCUCCAGGGGUCAGUGCCAAGCUGCUCUGGCCACGGUGCCUUUGUGGGUGGAGGGGAGGACCCUGAGCUCUAGACAGACAGAGGGUCCAGGGCUGGAGACKGAGGUGGGGGCGUGGGGCGGUCGGGGAGCAGGCGCAGGGAGUCUGGGAAACGGGGUGUAAAGUAGUUAUUUAAAAAUAAAAAAGCACAGUCCGUCCCUGACCUGGAGGAAGGUGGGCUUAGUGUUUGCUGGUCAGACAAGUGUGCUGGGCAGGCGGGAGCCUGUGGCUGGCCCUGGAGGCGCCCGCGGCCCGAAGUCCUGGGGGCUGAGAGCUCAGCAGUGCUGGCGCCUGAGACCUCGGGGCCCAGAGGUCUGUGUCCYCGCUGCCUCCUCCCUGUGGCCCGUCUGUUUUCCGCUGUGACCUUUGGUCUCGUUGAGGACUG